Messenger RNA from Epinephelus moara (kelp grouper), 763 nucleotides. RefSeq lists its product as uncharacterized. The transcript has 2 exons. The record is from RefSeq and is a predicted model, not a curated record. NCBI's taxonomy places the organism in Eukaryota, Metazoa, Chordata, Actinopteri, Perciformes, Serranidae. The coding region runs from base 142 to 732 and encodes 196 amino acids.
AUUUAGGCCACUCCCUCUCAAACAGGAAGUGAAAUGUGGAACCGUAACUGAAGUACAGAAGAAAGAUCUUACAUCUGGAGCCUCUAGGUCAUUUGAAGCUCACAGAGGCCUCCACUGCUGCCAAAAAAGGACUGCUGGGUAAUGGCUGCUCUCAGGGUUUUCCUCACUCUGGCUGUCUGUCUCCUGUUUGGUCAUCAAACGUUUGCCAGAAACGACGCUCCCUGCCAGCUCUCUAAAUGGAAUAACGGCUUCAACACCUUUGUCAAACGCCACAUUCGCUCUGGUAUUCCUAAUUCUCUGGACCAGAAUGAAUGGCACAACUACAUCAAGAAUAACGGCGGCUGUGACAGACCCACCCAGUCCUUCCUCCACGCAAGCGAACUGGACAGGGUGAAGGCCGUCUGCACUAACAAGGGGGGAAAGGUGUACAAGGACAACCUGUGCAUCAGCGAGCGGCCUUUCACUUUUGUAACGGUGAGGAGUUAUCAGGGAACAUGUGGGAUCAAGAGCGUCCAAGAAGAAACCAAACACCUGAUCCUGGCCUGUGAGGAACUCAGCAAUCAGUGUCUGCCAGUCCAUUUUGAGGGAAACCCUGAAAAUGUAAAGCCAAAUAACAACGCCAGAGGCUGUCAGGACCCGGAAAUUCAUGCCAAUGCUCCCAGCUUCAAAGCCAUGACGUGGCUCGGGGUUUUAUCAAUUCUUCUUGUUUUUAUUUAUGGCUAUCAGAAUUAAUUUGAGGAACUGGAUGGGACGAUAAUUCUCA